This is a messenger RNA of Carassius carassius (crucian carp), 3465 nucleotides long. Its product is annotated as F-box only protein 4-like. Gene Ontology annotation, molecular function: protein binding. Bases 195 to 1307 code for a protein of 370 amino acids. Gene Ontology annotation, cellular component: SCF ubiquitin ligase complex. The record is from RefSeq and is a predicted model, not a curated record. The transcript has 8 exons. Lineage: Eukaryota; Metazoa; Chordata; Actinopteri; Cypriniformes; Cyprinidae. Gene Ontology annotation, biological process: SCF-dependent proteasomal ubiquitin-dependent protein catabolic process; protein polyubiquitination.
CGUGACGUUACAUAUACGCCUAUGAUGAAAACACGAGAGACGUGUAACUUUGACAGUUCCGGGAAAAUCCACAGGAAUACUUUACAACUGAAAUCGUUAUUAACAGAUAAAUGACAUGUCAUGUAAGACGUUUUUGCUCUAUUAAAAAAGUUACAUAUAGAAAUCUAAGAAAUAUAUGACAAAUAAGUGUCAGUAUGCUGAGCAGAUCUAUAGUCGUGCAAAGUCUCAUGAGUAUCAGAGAUAGGUUUUUUGAUACAAGACGACAAAGAAAUGAGAAAAGUGAUGGUCAGGGAUCAAGUAAUGAAGUCACGGGCCCCUGUCUGGAUAACCUGACGGUUGACAUGCAGUUUCUCAUCAUGACCUUCCUGUCUCCGCAAGACCUCUGCAGAUUGGGAGGCACCAGUACAUACUGGCAGUCAAUGGUUCGAGACCCUGUCCUGUGGAAGUACUUCCUGUUACGUGAUAUGCCACUCUGGCAGUCAGUUGACCAUUUAUCAGUGCCUCAGGUCAAGCUCACUGGCUCAGCUCUGCUGGAUGACCCUGAGAUGCAGCUUGAUUAUAUGGCAGAGUAUCUACGUGUUUGUCCGGCCUGUCGAAACCAAUGGCAAUACCAACCCAGAGCCUUCGAAUCUGUGACUUCCUUCUUCCAGUCUCUUGUACCGGUUUCAGAGCCACAGUUUGCCAUGUUUGGCCCCGGGCUUGAGCAGUUAGAGAUUUCCCUCAUGAAUACAAUCAUGUAUUCUCCUCAUGUACUGCCUUUAGCAGGACUACCUCAUCGGCAGAUUGAUGGCAUUGGAUCUGGAAUCAGUUUUAAGUACAAAGAUCAGCACAGAUUCAAUAUUGUAACUUUAUAUUCAACAAACAGGACGGAGCGAGAGAGAGCGCGUCUGGAGCAUGUCAAUCUGCGCAAUAAAAUCUUUGUCUAUGAAGAGGAUAGUGAGUCUAACAUACCCUUAAGCAUCAUCCCCAUGUUUAAUCAAGUUUGUCAAGCUGUGAAUGGAUUCAUCUUUGUGGCUAAUGCUGAGACAGAAAGAGGAACAGACAGAGGGUGGGAGGAGGAAUGUGCCCAGAUCAGGGUUAUGUUAGACCCUGCGGUGGGUGCUGUGUCCCGCCCGAUCCUGGUGCUCUCCUGUGUGUCUAGAGAGACCACAGACAGACGCAGGAUAUCUUGUGUGACCAUUGCCCAUCAGCUUCAGCUCAGCUCCCUGCCCAACCCUUGGAUGGUUCAGGACACGACUGCAGAAACACUGACAGGACUGCUGAAUGGUAUUGAUUGGCUGCUGAGGCACUCUGGAGUCAAGCUAUAGCCAAUAAGACUGUAAUGAAGCUACUGGAUGUAUCAAGUCACAAGUCACACUAUUAUAGGGGGUUGUGCUUUUGGUGGCGACCACAGUUAUACCAUUACAUUUAUUUGUUUUCACAAUUGCAAUUUUGGCUAAAUGUUGUCCCUUAAUUGACUUGUUAGAUUUUUUGAAAAAAAGUGACAUAUUUUUACAUUUGUGACCCUGGACCACAAAUCCAGUCUAGGCUGGGGUAUAUUUUUAGCAAUGGGUCAAAAUGAUAGACUUUUCAUUUUUGCCAAAAAUCAUUAGGAUAUUAAGUAAAGAUCAUUAGGGUUAGUUAGGGUUAGGGUUAUAUUAGGGUUAUAUUAUAUAUUUUGGAAAUUCCCUACCAUAAAUAUAUAGAAACUUAAUUUUUAAUCAUUAAUAUGCAUUGCUAAGAACUUCAUUUGGACAACUUCAAAGGCAAUUUUCUUGGUAUUUGGAUUUUUUUGUCAUAUCCUAACAAACCAUACAUCAAUGGAAAUCUUAUUUAUUCAUCUUUCAGAUGAUGCAUAAAUCUCAAUUUUGAAAAACUGACAUUUAAGACUAGGGUCACACACACAUACACACAUAUAUUUAAUCAGGGGAAUAAAAUGUAUGUAGCUCUAAAGGUAAUAUUACACAAGCAAGAAUGCUUUUUGCACUGAACAUCAACAUGUCUGAGAUUUGACUGUAGCAGGUGAUAUUAAGAAUCAGAAUAACAAGUUAUGAUUGUAAUACAGUGCAGUUUAAUAAAGAAAAAGUUAAUAUUAAGGAACUUAUAUUUAAGACACAAAUCCAAAGCAGAGCCAUCCAUCUCCAAACAAGGGUUUUUAAAUGCAUUGAUUGAGUGAAUUGAGUGAUUUAUUGAUUCACUUCUUGUAGUCCCAGUGCUGUUUGACUAAAUUUGCUGAUAUUUGCUCUUGGAACCUAUCAAAUUCAAGGACUGGAACUCUUGUAUAAAUAUGGCUCACAGCAUAACAGUUUCCUCUCUUUAUGAAACUAUCUUAGGUGAAUAAUGCAUAUAAAAUAUGUAACCUCAGAAUAAUGAUAGUUCAAUUAAUUUAACCCUGUGCUGUGCUGAAAAUCUUUUACCUAAUUUGGUGUUCCCAUAUUUCAAUAUUUUAGUUUCGAUAUUUGGUAAUAAUAUAGCAUACCAAGAGAUUUGUAGGAAAUCCCUUGUAGCCUGGACAUUUUUGGAUGGAAACACCUCUGUGAGUAAAGUCAGUAAGAUUUAGUCCAGAGUGUUAACAUUAGCAUUUUUGGGAAAAGGAAAUCAUAUCUUGCUCACAAUAUUAAUUGUCAUAUAUUGUUCUUAAUUAUUCAGUAUGGAUCAUUCUGUCUCAUGAAGGGUGUUUUUCCUAAUUUGUCCACAAAGAGGCAGCAUUCUCAGCUUUAUUAAGAUGAUAUGUUCACAACAAUAAGAACAUUGACCUUGUAUAAUCUGCUGCUCAGUUUUAUUCAGGGUGGAGGUCAACCAGUGGCCAGUGUUCAAGAAAUAUUUAGGUAUUGCUUUGUCUGUCUUCUCUGUCGGAGACUCCCUGUGGCCCUGUUCUCUUCCUCUGUUUAAUUAAAGUGAAAGCCAGCCUAUGCUUUCGGCAUUUUACAGAAGUAAUAUGCUAAACGGAGUAAUUAAAACUAAUGCUAAAGUUCAGCCUAACUGAAGGCCACACUGCCACUGAGCAUGCUUAAACUCUCAAACCGAGUCACUUUAAAUAGUGAAAAAUGGGACUCAAUAGGAGGAUAAUGGUUGUGCAAUGAGACAAGAAUCAUUGUCUUUUUUCUCUUUCUGACAUAUUUUCAAGGUUGAGUGCUUGAUAGAUUAGACAGGUGGGGUUUUAUAUGACAAGUAACUCACUUCUGAGCACUAAGUACAUGUACUAAUAACACUAAAAUCCAUUCUGGUUGGAAGCAGAUGUAAUAAAAAAAAUGUUUAGUCCAUUUUGUAUUUUACUAGAGGAAGAACAGAACUGUUUUUUCUUGCUAUCUCUUUUCUUACUCAUAAAAUGAUUAUGUAUAGCAAUAAUCAUUGUCUUGGGAAAGAAAAGAGAUGUUUUAAAAUGAAAAUGUAAUUGCUGCAAUUUGGAUACAUUAAGUCUAACCUGAAUGAUAGAGAUGGCUGUCUGCUCUGUAAUGUAAUUUGACAUAAAAGAGAAAGUGUUGA